Molecule: messenger RNA, 2667 nt
Organism: Ostrea edulis (European flat oyster)
Lineage: Eukaryota; Metazoa; Mollusca; Bivalvia; Ostreida; Ostreidae
Product: ubiquitin carboxyl-terminal hydrolase 1-like
Exons: 10
Coding region: 144-2555 (803 amino acids)
Biological process (GO): protein deubiquitination
Cellular component (GO): nucleus; cytosol
Molecular function (GO): cysteine-type deubiquitinase activity; cysteine-type endopeptidase activity
Source: RefSeq, a predicted model, not a curated record
GGAUGAAAGAACCCGGAUUAAAUUGUUGACAGUCGUGGUAAAGGACUGAUGAAGUAAAUAUGGGGAAAAAAGUUAAUUUUAUGGGACACAUGAUCUGAUUUUAUAAGAAGCUGCCAGUUUAGGCUUACUAUUGAGUAUUUGCCAUGGUUAUUCCUGAUGCAGAGAGUCCGGGUCCUGUUAAAAAGAGACCAAGAUUGUCUUUAAAGGUCCAGAAGAAUGGUGAAAGCAAGGGUGACAUCAAGCCGGAGAAACAGGAAACUGCAUGUGGAGAGGAAGGAGAAGAAAUCUGGGAAGUAGGUAAAGAAGUGUGUUUGGAUGAUUCUGUUAAUGACUGCAGUUCCAGAUCUCUGGUUCCCGUAUCAGCUUCAUUAGAAAACUUAGGUAAUACAUGUUUCCUGAACAGUGUGCUGCAAGUGCUGAGAUUUACACCGGGAUUUUUGCCAGGAUUGGAAUUGUUGUAUCAGGAAAUUGUGCAAGUCGAAAAACUCAGAAAACAGGGUGUUCUCAACAAAGAGGAUGCUGGUGUUUUUGACCCAUUGGAAACCAAUAAAAGUAUACAUCUUGUCAAAGACCUCUACAGGCUGUAUAAGAAUAUGGAACAACGUGAAGAGAACCAUGAGGAGGUGGCUACCUCAGAUGUCAUGUCUAUGGCGGUCAAGCCACAGAAACUACUCAACAUCAUCAGGGAGCUGAACCCCAUGUUUGAGGGAUAUUUGCAGCAUGAUGCACAGGAACUACUCAGGUGUAUCCUCUCAUACCUACAAGACUCAGAAAAAGACCUCUUCAGCAUGAAGAAAAAUGUCUCCGAAAAGUUGCCAAAACAUGACGUACCCAAGAACUCCAUCAUGGAUCGUUUCUUGUCGAGAUGUACCAAGGUGAAACCAGAGAAUUGCCCCAAGAAUGUCUUUCACCAGCCAGAUAUCUUGGAUCAGAUUGAACAAAGUGAAGCUGCCAAAACCAGUGUUACUCAGCAUACAACACCAGUGGAGGCAGAUACUGCUUGUCAGGUGCAGAAAGAAGUGUUGAAAACUGAAAAUGUGUCAACCCCUAAACUUCGAACACGUACACCGAGGGGUAAAAAGACAAACAAAGAGCAGAAAUCAAUUCAAAGUACUGAAAAGACCAAUUCGAUCAGGAAACAAGGUACACCCAGGCCAGAGAAAACACUGGACGAACCAGAUGGCACAAUUACUUCUGUGACAAAGGAGCGGGACAACAGGAGAGAGAAAAUUGAAAAUGAUAGAGUCGAUGUGUUAGAUACAAGUGAUGAGAGUAUGGAAGUCUGUAGCAACAGAAAUGAAAACAAAAGUGUGCACGGCAAACUGAAUGGUGAGCUGGGCAAAAAUGAAAAGAAUGGCCUGCAACAGACGAUUCUCGGAAUGUUCCAGAAUCAAAGGACAUGUAAAAGAUUGGGCAUGAGUCGCACAGUGUUGAGGAACACCACGGUAAAGUCUGAUGUCACCUCUCAUGUAAAUGGAGAAAGUCGAGAAAAAUUCAAUCAAGGAAAAGUAAGUGAAGUGGUGAAGAGGAAACCUGUCCCAUGUGUUGGGAAAUCCAUGAGUGGAUCUCCUUCAAAGAGCCAAUCAUCUCCAAUACAACCAGUCGUGAAAUUAGAAAAGUGUGACAAGGUGUGCAAUAGUCCGCUGAGGUCAGUGAGUGCACAACUGGCCACUCAGAAGUUAUCACCAAGUAAAUCUGCCAUGUCACCAUCAAAAGAGGGUCCUAAAUUAGCCAAACAGAGACUCGAUUUUGUGGUCAUACCCAAAAAUAGAGUCAAGAAUAAUGUGAAUCUGAAAGUCACAAAGACAAACUUCAUUGAAGAUCUGUUUAUGGGGAAGAUGAUGCUGCGUACCAAAUGUUGUGAGUGUGAGAAUUGUCGGGAACGGAUUGAGGAUUUUCAUGACAUCAGUGUCCCUGUCCGCAGUGAGAAGACCGAGGAGAGCGAUGAUGAAGAAGAGCAGGAGGAAGAUAGUGACUCCUGUUUACGAAAGCUGAUGUUCGCAUUCACUGAAGUGGAACGACUUUGUGAUGACAAUAAGUAUUUCUGUGACACCUGUUUGAGUCACGUUGAGGCAGAACGAUCUCUCCAUUACCAAGUGUUACCCAAUAUACUGACACUGCACCUCAAGCGAUUCUCCACAAGCUCAGGGAUGUUUGGCUAUGUGUCCAAGAUAAAUGACCACGUGUCCAUUCCUCUGUCCCUGCCCUGUCUGAGGUACAAAUGUCCCAGCCCUUGUAGCCGACCUGACCAUAGGUAUCUGUUGUAUGCAAUCAUUACACAUGCUGGUGUGACCUUGACCUCGGGACACUACCUCUCAUACGUUCAUGUGCCAACUGAACAGAACAUGACUGACGGUUUCUCUGGUCACUUCCUGUCCACCACCAGUCAGCAGUACCCGGGACACUGGCUCGAGUGUGAUGACGAGACAACGCGGGUAUAUGAUGAGGAGAAAUUUAGUCGCAUGUUAAAGGGGGAGGACCGGUCUCUGAUGGGGACGCCAUAUGUUCUGUUUUACUACCGCAAUACACCCGUUUCCACGUGGACCCCAAGAUAAUGACAUUUAUUUAUAGGUGAACUGAUUGAUGAACUUUUAAUUAAAUUGAUAUAUGAUUUGUUUUGAUUUCUCUCGUAGUUGUACAACAGCAAUAAACUCAUGAAAUGAGAAA